AGUAGAACGCACAACUUCACACUUUGAUGAAAUAUAUGGACUUUUAUUGUACUUUAUCUUUGAUGGGAUAACAAUUGUUAGGACUGAGCAAGGCGAGAAUGGUUACAUUCAACUUUACCUUGGUAAUACAACUUACGCGGAGGGUACAAGAAAACGUGCCCUACUUCCUAUUCCGUCUGUAAACACUUCCGGGAUGAAACACUUUUACCUGAGCCACCUACUUGUUGUCACUCUUCCCCGAUAAGAGGAAAACAAGUUUGAAUUAGUUUCUUUAAUUGUGUGAACUGUCUUUGUUUUUUCACCGUCAUUACGGUUAGAUUAGUCGUGAUUAUUUACCGUAAUCACGUUUAGCACAAUACCUCGGGAGCAGGUUGGACUUGCCUGAUUAUUUCGCCAUGGACGUGUUGAUAAAUGUUAUCAACCAAAGUCAAGGAAGGGACCGUAUUUUCAGGGCAACUCAGUACGCAUGUGCUUUGUCUGUGUAUGCUCUCCGAAACAACUGUGAGCAAAGAGACCUUGUGGAGACACUUAAGAGCUUGGAGGCCAACAUGAGUGCUGGACGAAAGCUGUUGAGGCUGGGGAAUGCAAUAAAUGCCAUUGAGGCAGCCAAGCGGGCUGUGCGACUCUCAGAUCGAGUGCUCUGCCUUUGCCUUACCACCGCCAACAUCAACCGUGCACUCUACUUUCUCUGCGACAACACGCUGUGGGCAGAGAAUGUGGGCCUUAUUGGCGGUAUUCACAAGGAACGCUGGAGCUAUAACGCCUCUCGUUACUACCUGUUCUCGCUCAUUAUGAGCCUGACUAGAGAUGCUUAUGUCAUCUGGCAGUUGAUGGCACAGAGAGCGAGAGAUAAACGCUUCAGGCAGAAGAUGGAGACACAUCUCAAUGAGAGUCCUGAAGUAGCUGAUGUCAUAAUCCCGCAGUUGGAUGCUUUCCUGUUUUUGCUGCUACACAGCUUAAAAACACAGCCCUCUGUUGUCUUGGAUGCCAUCAAAAACAUUUGCGAUCUGUCCCUGCCUUUGGACAAGUUGGGUAUCUACAAGACAAAUGCAGGGGUGGUUGCGUUUUGUGGCCUGGUAUCCUCGCUGAUUGGGAUUGUUACGCUCUUACAACCCAAUUUGAAAAUCAAACCGUGAUGAUGCGUAAUUCUAUGGUUCAAACUUAAUUAUUCUGUCGUCUGCCAACAGGUAACCUUGUGGGCUUAGAGGUGAGACAAUCAUAUAGGGCAUACCUUAAUUAGUAUUACGGUUGUGUCCCCUACCUACAAAGCAGGUAGUACCAAUGACUAUUUCUAGUACCUGCACAGCAGAGGUUCCACAUGGGUGACAUAAAUCGCUGUCGAUCACUUAUUAUUUGAGCAAAUUCAUCAUCAACAGGUCAACACCUGCUUACCCUUUUGUCUUAUGCUCUACAGCAGGGAUGUCCAAAGUACGGCUUUCAGCUUGUUUUUUCAUUGUCCCACAGCACACUCUAAAAAUGCAAUAAACAAGAAAACUAAAAUAAUAGCAAUUCGGUGGCACCUCGGGUAGUGUGAUUUAAUCUGUUCCAGAAGGAUCGACUCAAACUGAAACACAAUCUAACAUACUCUCUAACAUAUCAGAAAUAAUCCAAUUCAUCUGUUCUGGACACCCAAAGAAGUUUAACACAAAACCUUUGUUUUGAUAGUUUUACAAUUGGUAUUUCUCACCUUCCUUAUCAACUUGUUGCCUCCAUCAUGGGUUAUUUUGCAGCCAUGAUCAAUGAGAAAAGCAGAGACUUUUGGAAUAACUGUUAUUUAGCAAAUAACUACAGUCAACCGCUGAUGAUGUCAUGGAUAGGUUCCAUUUUCAGAUUUCCAUUUUGCAAACAUACUAACAUUUUGUAAUAAACAUAUGUUGUGAACACAGUUGGACCCACGCAGAGUAUUAAUAACACACCAAGAUGAGCUCAAGGGGAAAUAUACACGAACCGAGGCAAAAUAUUUGUGUACAUUUUCAGCGUAAACUGAAAAACACACUAACCAAGGUUCCACUGUAUUCUUCUUAGGGUUGCUUUUAGCCUGUUUAUUAAAUUCAAAACUGGCCGCUGAAUCCUUUGAUUUUUCACUAUGUUGCCCUGGCUUGUAAAAGUUUGGACAUCCCUGCUCUACAGUCUUCACUUGCUUCUAGCAGUCCAGUUUCCUUGCUGCCGUCAGUCACGUCUUGGACAAAAUGUGGCUCCUACCAUGAAAAAUCAAAAGAUGUAUCCACUGCUGAUGUUCGAUAGCAUGUAUUGUAUUGGCAGUUUCACCUGGUAUUAUGUGGAAGUGGAACAUCAACGCUCCCUGUGCAGUGAAAAAGUGGCCUUAAUAAGUGGACAUUCAGUAUUUGAUUCUAUGCAGUUUCAUAUUUUGAUUGUCUAUUUAAUUUAUUGAAUGGGGACCUCGUUUGAAAUGACUUGAACGUGACGAAAUGGAACAAAGCCAGUGAUAUUUUAAUAUUUUCUUACUGUAUGUAGUCAUCCUUGAUCGCAUUUAGGAUCAACACGCUGCUAACAAGGUACAAAACAAUAAUAAUUUUGCACCUUCUUUGAUUGUUCUGUAUUAACAAACCAGGUUUUUAUUUCAUGGUAGCACAGUAUAAUAGUAUAUAAGUAAGAUCGCAAAGUAUUUAUUCAGUCAGCUCAACUGCAAUCAGUGUUUUCUUGUUGCUAAGAACCUUGAUUGUUGGCAUACACUGUACAUGUAUGUCAUAAAUCAAAACAGUACAUUGCCCAUCAUGAGUGACUGUAUUUUCAAGUUUCAUUGCAUAUUUUCACUUGACUAUUGUUUGAAAAACAAGCUGAUAUCUGAGCCAAUAUCCUUAGACAACUUUUGACAAAUGUCUCUAAUUUCAUGUUUAUAAUAUGUACUUAACACUGACUAUUAGCCACUAUAACAUGUUAAUGUUAGAUCAUUCUUGUUUGACAAUAUGGACUGUAUGUGGCUUUUUAACAAAUCUGUAAAAUAAUCAACUUUGUUCACCAUUCCAUUCUUUGAAAUGUGUAUUUAGUUUCAUAUGUACACACAAUUGUUCACAUGUUUAAUUGAAAAUAGCUUUAUUUUCAAUUUUCAUUGUAUGAGACAAAACUUUUUUUUUCCUUUCCUAAAAGCUUUUUCUCACGAGGAUGACAUUUGCAUCCCGCCAGCAAAAUAGCAGAAAAAUAUAUUCCCUUUCACUGUACUUUCACGUGUUGAGGUUUUAUUGACAAUGCAAUGACAAAUCCUGGAAAAGAACUAAAAAAAACAAAAAACAUAAGAAAUACAUUUGUUCUCCUCUGUAGAUAAAAUGUUGUGACUAAAUCUUUUAUUCCACAUUCGCUUGAGGCCAUGCUGUUCCAGGACCAACAAAGCAGACCUGUAACCAAUGUGGAGAGAACUGAGGGCAUCUUGUCUUUGAAUAUGCAAAUUAUACACUAAGAUUUUUAAUAUGUGGGAAGGCUUUUUCUCACUAUACCUGCUCUUUUUCCAUUUGACAAGGCAGUACAGUAUAUUCAACAAUGCACUUUCAAUAGUGGCGACAGUGUGUAACUACUUGUGUAUAUACACCUUUUUAAAAAAGUCUGUCAAUGAAAAGGCACAUUUGUAUUAACUAUUCCAACAUCUUGGAUUGUAUUUCUGAUUACUGAGCAAGUUACUCAUUGAUUAGUUAUACUGUGUAAUUAAUAUUUGUUCCUUCAGGUUGUUGGAAAAAGCCUCUACCUUACUUGUUGGGUAUUUUUGUAGUUCCUGAUAAUGGCUUAAAAAUGUGUUAGUACCAUUUUGUUUGGAUUUUUGUUGCAUCUGAGCUGACAUUUCACUCUUAAAAUGACAAAUUGAUUUAAGUACCCAAAGUGGAGCCCAUGUCGAAUAAAAAAUGUAAAGAAAAAUCUGCAUUCAAAACCAUUACCAGUGCUAAUAAAUAUUUUUUUCACAAAUGUGCUAAGACACAAGUCCCACGUACUUCAAAUAUCCCGAAAUGUGAACCUUAAAACAAAGAAACUGCUCAAUAUACGUAUGUACUGUAGUAAGUCUGAUGGGUGUAUUAAGUGUUAAAAAAAAAAAAAAGUACACUGCUGUAGUAAUGAUUUGUCAUGACUGGACUGGACGAUAAGUUUCAAAUAUUGAGUCAAAACAACAAGAGACAACAUUAAGAUACAGAAAGACAUAAACCGCAAAGAUAAGACUACAAUCCAGUACUGUAAAUAAAUUAAACAUGAA
Doryrhamphus excisus (bluestripe pipefish) is the source of this 4195-nucleotide messenger RNA. It is a transcript of the gene pex11a, whose product is annotated as peroxisomal biogenesis factor 11 alpha. Gene Ontology annotation, cellular component: peroxisomal membrane. The record is from RefSeq and is a predicted model, not a curated record. Gene Ontology annotation, biological process: peroxisome fission. NCBI's taxonomy places the organism in Eukaryota, Metazoa, Chordata, Actinopteri, Syngnathiformes, Syngnathidae.